AUGCCUGAAGAGCUUGGGCGAAUAGUAGGAUUGGAAUGUCAACCACUUAUAACAGAGUUAGGAUGCAUUGUUCGGAAGCAUGCACCUCUUCAAGUGACAAAAUGGGCAAAGAUUGACAAAGCCGAUCGGGAGAGUUUACUCCAAAUGGCCAAGUCGCACCCUGUAGGAGAGAAUGAAGCACCAGUUUGUGAGGAGGAAAUUUGCUCAGAGGUUCUUGGACACAAGUCAGGGUACAUUCGUGGCCGUGGGCAUGGUCCGAAACCUAACCGAUCCUUAUCUAAGCACCAUGAUAAAUCAAAGUUGGAGGUAGCUAACAAAAGGGCCAAUGAGUUGGAAGAAAAACUCAAUGCUCAACAAAAGGAUAUGGAAGUGAUUAAGGCAACCCAAAAGGUAACAAAUGAGAUUUUACAAGCACUAAUGGAGCAAAUGCAAGGGGUAACCCAAAAUGCAACAAAUGAAAUUUUGCAAGCAUUGAUGAAGCAGAUGCAGGAUGAGAGGCACAUGUCUGCCAAUGCCAUUGCCCUUGCGCCUGACCCUCUUUCAUGA
Molecule: messenger RNA, 546 nt
Organism: Ilex paraguariensis (yerba mate)
Lineage: Eukaryota; Viridiplantae; Streptophyta; Magnoliopsida; Aquifoliales; Aquifoliaceae
Source: the annotation of a GenBank genome assembly